Molecule: messenger RNA, 1329 nt
Organism: Aspergillus aculeatus ATCC 16872
Lineage: Eukaryota; Fungi; Ascomycota; Eurotiomycetes; Eurotiales; Aspergillaceae
Exons: 2
Coding region: 1-1329 (442 amino acids)
Source: RefSeq, a predicted model, not a curated record
AUGGCACGCACCGAAGAACCGCUUGAUGCCCCCGAUGGCUCCGCUUUGACAUGGAUUUUCGACCAUUGUCUUCGGUACCCUGGUACCUACGAGAUCCCGUUGCGUUCCAUGUAUACGUUGAAUUGCAACCCCACGAGACAACAGCCAUCCUCAACUACCCGCCAGCCUGAAACAGCCUUCCAUCGCCCGACCAAUUCGUCUUCUUCUCAAGACUCGAUGGAUCUCGCUGCUGAUUUCCGGGCUCUAUUAAGCCACCAGAUCUCCCGUCUGCCCUCGCAGCCAUGCAACCUGCCUCCCAGCUUCGUCACCUCCUUCGUGCGUCGCUGCUUCACCCCUCAAUUGGUAGAGGUCGAUUUUCCUCAGGCAUUGACCGCCUUGGACUACCUCAAAGAUUUCGAAAUCCGCCGUCGGAAGGAGGUUGCUGCCGCUUUGCAGCGACUGGGUGUCGACCCGGAGGAUGUGAAGGAGUCGUCCGAGAUCGCUAAGAAGUAUCCUGGUGCGAUCACCUGGCUCGAGUCCCUCAACUCUCGGGGUCGCCGCAUCGAGGCUCUGUACACCCAAGUCUAUGUUGGCUUGCGUCGCUGGACUCUGAUCAACGAGAUGUUGAUGGAACCUUUUAACAAGGCCAAUUGCAUCGCAAUGCUCAACACAUUGUUCCCCCCGGUUACCGACGCAACUGUACCUCCGACCUCGUACCUGACGCCUGACCAUCUGAGGUCCCAGCGCGACGGUUUCUUCAGGUACAUUGCGGCUGUGGGGCGCAAUGGCCCGGAAGUGCUCAACGAGAUUAUCGUUCAGGGCGCACUGCCUGGCGAUGAUAAUGGUUGGCCUGUAGUCCGGGAUGUUCUCGAUCGCUACCUUCGUGCGGCCUUGGACAUCUACGAUGACUGUAGCACGGUCACUGGGCUCGCCAGUUUUGAAGAGAGUACUGAAUCUCAGACCCGCGGUCACAAAGGCCGCAAGGUUGACUCCGGAAUCAGUUUCGGCUCCGCGGAGAAGAUUCUCGCCGCCGGGGGCGAGAGCAGCAAGGAAGUCGAGGAUAUCCUCGAGAAACCUCUGCCUCCACCUCCCACGACCAGGCACAAAUCGGGCUCUGCGUUGGAGCGGCUGACUCGCGAGCUUCGCAAGUUGGGCGAAUCCGGCAAGGUCAAGAGUCUCAAGAAGAUGAGAUCCACGAGUGCUCUAGCGGUGCGGUCCGAAAACGUGCCCAGUCGGUCGGAAGAAGAGUCACUCUUUGAGAUUGAUGAAAUGAAACGCCGGCGGCUCCUGUGGGAAGCCUCCAACCGCAAGAAAGCCCAUUCUAAGCAGUCGAGCACGGACUCGCGUUAA